AUUAGCUGCAUUGGUGACGAAUAUGCCUAGCUGAUAGUGACCCAAGUAAUGUAUUUUAUUCAGGUACCUACUUCCUAGGUAGGUACCUAUAAUACCUAACCGAUAGGUACCAAAACACAACUAAAGUCUAAACCCCAAUCCACCCACUAAAGGAUUAAGCCUUUAGGUUGCGAUAGAAGCUCGAAACUCUCAACAAUAAAACGUCUCAAGAGUCAAACCCGACAGCUACUCCAACAAAAACAACAACAACAGCAACAAAUAACAACUUGUUCAAGUAUUUUACAAACGGCACCGGAAAUAUGCAGGGAAACGGCACUGGCGCUGGUCCCGGCGCAAUGUCGAUUGGGCCCACGCCUGCCGGCCAUCAGGCCGAGCUUAACAUAAUUUACGGCAUGGUCGAGGAGCUGUCGCGUCAGCUGGCUGAGAACAGACGAGUGACUGAGGAUAUCGUGUCAGGACUUGGCAGGGUGCGCAAUCGGGCGCGGGACCGUGGUUUGACAAACGACCAAGUGCUCGGAGAAGCUGCAGAUGAAAUAUUUGCGCAAGAACCCAACCUCGAAGCCCUCGUGUCUAUCUUAACAGAAUCCCUCGACCGUGCCAAGCUCUCCCGCGACGCCAACUUCUCUCUUCUUACCAGCUACGCUCGAGUUCUCGCCAAUAUACUCUCUCAAUUCCACGCCUACAAGCAGAAGCAUGUGGCUGACGUAUCUGCCUGGCAUCGUUCUUACCGAGCACAGUUGGCCGAAGCCCGCGCCGAGAACUCACGUCUGCGCGAACAGAUCUGGGAGAUGCAGGAGCACGCCGGUCGCGCCAACCAGAUGCUGCGCGAGUUCCGCAAGAAAUACGAUGAGAACGAGGAGAGGUGGGAGAAGCGUGUUGACAAUAAGGCUAGGAGACAGGAGAUUCGCUUCUGGAAACGGAUGGCUAUGCCCGAGGUUGGUGAGUCCGAGGAGGGGUACUGGAGCGACGACGACGAUUUAGUAGACCCCGUUGAGAAAGAACGGUUAAAGGAGGUGGAGCGUAAAGAUGCCGAACAGGCCCUUGCUGGCGUCGGUAGUACUAGCAGCCAGGGGGAGGACUCGGAGGGAGAAGGAGGCGAGCCACGAGUCCCGUCAACAAGCAUGAUCGGUGGCGUGGCUAUGGAUAGAGAGGGAAGUGAAAUGGCAAGGAUGGCACCAGUACCACCUCCAAGACCAUCCAGUGCGGGGAGUACGGGGAGCAUAGGACAACAACCCGGCUAGGAGGUUGGAUGUAAGUUUGCACAGCACUUAAAUAUGCAUUCGUAUGGCGUUGAGGCUGACUCGAUCAAAUAAUACCCCCGAAUGAGAGCGGUUCGAACUAGUUGGAUUGAUUGCUUAUGCCGCCUACCCUGAAGUUUGACGUGAAGACUUGUUAGGUAUCUCUUAUCAAUGUAAUGUAGGCUGUUCCUUUUAUUUGUAGUUACGACGUACGCCUGCCUAUUAUAUUACACUGUACCAAGGCAUGUCCAUAAUACCAGCAACCUGUCGCCUCAAUCAAGCAAAGCUCUUGAUGCAGGUCGUCUUUAAUAUUGCUGACUUCAUUUCGAUGGGAAACCUGGGACUUCAUCUUGUCCUGGUAUGGGAUAUGGCCUCUUGAUCGUUGCUGUCGCCUAGAUUUCCAUCUGGACUUCCGAAGAGUCUAGUAGCUAUGUUUGAUAUCCUAACUACCUGGGUAGUUGUACGAAAGCGUUUGUGAAGUAUAAGGGACCUUUUUAUAGAGACAGCUUCUAAGGUGGCCUAUAUGUGAGCUGAGAGAGAGAGAGAGAGAGAAAAAGGAGGAAAUAUUAAGUUGCUGACCAAUGAUAAGAUGGAAUCCUUGCUGUGGAGUGAACGAUGACGAAAACAACCUGGCCAGUCUGACAUAACUAGGGAAAUUAAGCA
This is a messenger RNA of Daldinia caldariorum, 1901 nucleotides long. RefSeq lists its product as uncharacterized. The coding region runs from base 300 to 1241 and encodes 313 amino acids. The transcript has 2 exons. The record is from RefSeq and is a predicted model, not a curated record. Lineage: Eukaryota; Fungi; Ascomycota; Sordariomycetes; Xylariales; Hypoxylaceae.